AUGAAUAAACCUCCUACAAACCAAGGACACGACGAGAACGCAUUUCUAUUCGAUGUGACCACAACAAAUGCGACUAAAAUUUCUCCAGAAGAUGACUCCAAAAUUAAUAUCAGUCAAGGAUACUACAACUACGAGUUCGGGAACUCCUUUAAGCUCAGAACGGAAUCUGUGUCCAAAGAGAGCUGUUUGCUUGUGUACUUCUCCUCUGAUGAAGUGUUCAACACAGGCUGGCCAGAUGAGUGCUACAAUAUCACGAAAGGGGACGCAGGUUUCAAGGAUUUGGAGCUGUUUCGUGUUACAGGCAUUGGGGAUGUAUUGCCUUCCCCUUGGAGGGAGGUGUCUUGGACCGAAAGAACCAGGGAAGACUUCAGAGAGAGCUUUGUGUCCCACAAAGUAUUUAUUGAGUCUUUGAACAGCGUAAGGGUUCUUUUGCUGGGACCAACGGGGUCGGGAAAGUCCAGCUUUGUCAACUCCGUGAGGUCUGUCAUGUUUAAACGCACGACUCACAUGCCCGCCAGCGGCGCAGGAGCACCAGGGCAUUUUAAGAAGCUGAAGUCCAGCAUCAUCCGGGCCGGACGAGGGGGCUCUCCCACAUCACUGACCCUUUGUGAGGUGAUGGCGUUAGGAGAGGGGGAGUCAGCUGGUCUGAGCGUAUCUGAUGCUUGGCCGUCGUUAAGGGACACGUGCCCUGAGGGCUACAGCGUACGGUUUAGACCCAUGCUAACUGUAGUAUCUGUAUCUGUCCCCUCUAACCAGUUCCAGUCAGACACACCUUGCAACAGCCAGACCUCUGGCUACAGGGCUGAACCAGGCAUCAAGGAUAGAAUCCACUGUGUCCUCUUUGUCCUGGACGCCCGCAAGAUCACUACUUACGAUGGUGAUCUGCAGAAGACAAUAAGGAUGCUUCAAGCCAAGAUUUCUGACCUGGAUGUUCCACAGAUAGUCCUGCUGACUCAUGUUGACCAGCUGUGCCAUGCAGAGGAUAUGAAGUAUGUCUACGCCAGCCGCGCCGUGAAGGACAAGAUGCAGAAGGCAGCAGAGUUUGUGAGCAUGCCCAUGUGUCACGUGCUCCCGGUGAAGAACUACGCUGUGGAGCUGGACACCGACUGCAACAAUGACAUCCUGUUGCUCAGCGCCGUCCACAGCGUCCUGCAGGCCAUCGAUGACACGUUGGAUGACCAGUGUGUCAGCUCUACGGUGGAGUGACCAGUGUGUCAUGAAGAAGAUGAAGAUGAUGAAGAUGUAUCUUUUCAAACCAGCUCAUAAUGAACACUUUUCUCUUCUCUUUUUUUUUAUUGUAUUCUUUUGGUUUCUAUCAAUUCAUUUUAUCUUUUAAUGCUUUACACGGAUGUGUUCUUUUCCUGAGCAUUUUAUCUUUUAAUUCUUUACACUGUUGUGUUAUUUUCCUGAGCAUUUUAUCUUUUAAUUCUUUACACUGGCGUGUUUUUUUUCCUGAGGAGAUGUGUAUUGUUUUUUUUAGCUCAUGGAU
Molecule: messenger RNA, 1489 nt
Organism: Clupea harengus (Atlantic herring)
Lineage: Eukaryota; Metazoa; Chordata; Actinopteri; Clupeiformes; Clupeidae
Product: interferon-induced protein 44-like
Exons: 7
Coding region: 1-1206 (401 amino acids)
Biological process (GO): immune response
Source: RefSeq, a predicted model, not a curated record